Molecule: messenger RNA, 1798 nt
Organism: Botrytis cinerea B05.10
Lineage: Eukaryota; Fungi; Ascomycota; Leotiomycetes; Helotiales; Sclerotiniaceae
Exons: 4
Coding region: 25-1716 (563 amino acids)
Source: RefSeq, a predicted model, not a curated record
GUCAACUGUUAAUGUGCUUAUUGGAUGUUGGUUCUUCGAGCCCUCCAAACUUUUCCAUCGAACUUCAAGAUGUCUGCAAAAACUUCAACCGUACCUGAUGAGAGUAACUUAUUGUUGCCGGCUGUGAUAGACCUAAGAGCUCAGGAAGAUCCAGACAAACUUUUCUGUGUUUUGCUGAAAUCUGCAGACGUUCAAGAUGGGCUGGAUUAUGUAUCAUACAGCGACUAUGCCAAUGCCGUUAACAGAUGCUCAUGGUGGCUUGAGGGGAAGCUAGGAAAAGGUGACGGUCGUAAUAUGAAGACCAUUGGAUACUUUGGACCGCCGGAUAUUCGACAAACCAUUGUCGCUCUGGCGGUUUCUAAAAUCAACCAUAAGGCUUUGCUGCUUUCUCCACGAAACUCCGUCGAAGGUAUCGUCGAAUUACUUGACGUGUGCGACUGCCAUAGUCUUCUUUUUGCCCAAGACAUUCAGGCCAUCCACCCCCUUGUGAACAAUAUUUCAUCUAGGAGAAACUUGCAAGUUUUGCCUUUUGAAGCUGUCACACACUGGCUUGAUAGUGCCAAGGUUCCUCGGUAUACAUUCGAUGCUACACUUGAGAAGGAUGCAAGCAGACCUUUUGCGAUCUUGCAUACCUCAGGAUCAACAGGAUUUCCAGAACCAGCUAUCUAUACUUUUGGUGCCAUGGCAUCAUACCGCACCUUUCUUGAGCCCCAAGAAGUUAUAGCGGGAGCGAAAAGGACAAUGGUCGACCUCUGGAAAAAUAAAGUCACAUAUGUUGCUUUCCCAACUUCUCAUAUGGUUGGUUUCCUUUGCGGAACUGCAUUUAAUGUGUAUUGGGGUAUGACUCCGAUUUUUGGGCCUGGCACUGUCAUCCCUACACCAAAAUUGGCUGCUUCGAUCCACCAACUCGAUAUAUGCAAAUCUACUGUCCUGCCAGUGUCUGUCUUAGAGCCAUUAACUAGAGUGCCAGAGUACCUUGAGGGACUUCGAAGCCUCGACCUGACCAUCUGGUGUGGCUCACCCUUUAGCUCCUCCGCUGUUCCAGAAAAGAUCCGAUCGCUUGUGACUAUCAAUGCUGGUUAUGGUGCAACGGAAGCUGGCCCUUUUGUCACGCAAGUAGAAAGCCAAGACGACUAUGAAUAUAUGAGCUUCAGUCCUCUCAUGGGAGCGCGAUUUCAGCAAUAUACAGAUGAUCUCUACGAAAUGAUUAUUGAUAAGAAGGUUGAGCUUAACGGAGCUCAACACAUAUUCUGUGCUUUCCCCGAGUUGAAUGAGUGGCACUCCAAGGAUCUAUUUUCCAAGCACCCUACAAAGCCAGAUUUGUGGCGAUACGAAGGACGUACUGAUGAUAUCUUGGUUUUAUCCACUGGCGCCAAUAUCAAUCCUCUUUCUAUGGAAGGCGUUCUUAUGACACAUCCAAAAGUUGUUUCUGCGCUACUGACCGGGGAAAGAAAGCCAGAGACAGCCUGGCUUAUAGAGGUUUGUGAUCCGCCACAAAAUGUCGAGGAUCGUCAAUCGUUGAUUGAAGAGUUGUGGAGUACCAUAGAGAAGGCCAAUGAUGAGGCUCAUGUCAGAAUUGAGGCCAAAGUUAAGAGGUCUAACAUCAUCUUUGUAACGAAAGAGAAGCCAAUGUCGAGGGCAGCAAAGGGAAGUGUUCAGCGCAAGGCGACUAUUCGCGCAUAUCGCGAGGAAUUAGAUGCCUUGUACGACAAUUAGCCGUCAUUGCAUCUGUAUUUAGAAAGAGGAGAAAUGUCACUAAUAUUGUAUGAUAAAUUGAUUGUGUAGGUCGUCGAAAGCA